This is a messenger RNA of Oryzias melastigma (Indian medaka), 4622 nucleotides long. It is a transcript of the gene kcnab1b, whose product is annotated as potassium voltage-gated channel, shaker-related subfamily, beta member 1 b. Gene Ontology annotation, molecular function: voltage-gated potassium channel activity; potassium channel regulator activity; transmembrane transporter binding. Lineage: Eukaryota; Metazoa; Chordata; Actinopteri; Beloniformes; Adrianichthyidae. The coding region runs from base 1145 to 2344 and encodes 399 amino acids. Gene Ontology annotation, cellular component: juxtaparanode region of axon; membrane; voltage-gated potassium channel complex. Gene Ontology annotation, biological process: transmembrane transport; negative regulation of delayed rectifier potassium channel activity; potassium ion transport. The transcript has 16 exons. The record is from RefSeq and is a predicted model, not a curated record.
UUGAUAUGUGUGAGCUAAUGCAAUAUAUUGAUUUGAUGAAAAUUAUUCCUGAUUGCUCUAAUGGCUUGUCACUGUGACUGGGGACCUAUCAACACAUCAAUAGAUAAGUUUUACCUUUUUUUUUAGUUUUGUUUUUUUUGGCGCCUAUGUAUUGAUGUCCUGUUUCUGAUGACCAAAAAUGAGGAUGCAUUGGUGCAAAGCCCUGAGAUAUGCUGGCAUCACUGACAGAUUCUUGAAACUGAGGCAACCAGCAAAAAAAAACCUGUGUUCAGUGUGGAAAUAAACCGUUUUAUAUUCACAAUAGUGACUUUAUUGUGUUUUAUAGAGAUUCCGACCUUAUGUGUACAUAUUUUUUUCUCUAAAAUUACAUAAUUUAAAAAAAAUACACUUAGUUUUUAUACUAAACAGGUUUGAAUAAGUUGGAAUAACUAAACUAAUUAAAAAAGGCAUGUCAAAUGACAGCUCGAGUCCUAUAAUCAUAAUUAAAAGACCACUGGGACUGCUUUUAAAAUAUAUCAAACGAUGAUCAGAGUGGGACUUUAAGUACUAAACACACACACAUAAAUUAAGUCGCAUCCUCGCAUCUCCAUUCAGAAUAUGACUCUCUCCCCUCCUCUCUCUGUGUGUGGCGCCAUGGAGAAAAGCACUGCAGUUCUUUCGGGCUCUCAGUCAGAGCCAGUCGCCUAUACGCACAUGCUCUCCCCCUCACUCAGCGACUGCUGUACUCUCUUCGCUCAACACAUGCUGCUCCUCGCCUCCUCGCUGCAUCUGUUCUCCUCUCCCUGAAGUGAGAUACCAUGCAUCCUCCUCUCUCCUUCUCCUCUCUGCAUGUCUGUUCCAGGUUCCCCACAUCAAACAGAUCCGUUUCACUGCAAAGCCGGGGACCCCAGCAAGCUCGGUGUCUCCCGUGAGGACUUUGGAGACGGGACAAGAUUCUCUGCUGGGCUGGAGGACAGCUGUGGGAUGCAGACCUUCAAGAGACCUCUGCGUAACACCGUUUGAUCCCUCUUAAAGUUGAACGGGAGCACACAUCAGUACAUCCUGCUUCGUCUGUCUGAUCUCUGGCAACUCACUGUAUACAGUCUGCCUGUCCAGGACAGAUAAUUCCAAGCGGGACGUUGCACAGUGGCCUUUGCCAGCAACAAUGCAGGUGUCCUUUGCCUGCACGGACCAUGGGCUGAAAGCCCCUCGUAACGGCGAGCACAGCAAGCAAAACGCCACCAGCCCCAACACCACCAGUCAUGCCCGGGCUCGCUUCCGCACAGUGGCGCUGAUUGCACGCAGCCUGGGCUCCUUCACCCACCGGUACCACCACAACCUGAAGGAGUCAACCGCCAAGCAGACGGGAAUGAAGUACAGGAACCUGGGGAAAUCUGGGCUGCGUGUCUCCUGUCUGGGGCUCGGAACGUGGGUUACAUUUGGCGGUCAGAUCUCAGACGAGGUUGCAGAGCAGCUGAUGACGAUUGCUUAUGAGAGCGGGGUUAACCUGUUCGACACGGCAGAGGUUUACUCCACAGGGAAAGCUGAAAUAAUCCUGGGAAACAUCAUCAGGAAGAAGUGUUGGAGGAGGUCCAGCCUGGUGAUCACCACAAAGCUCUACUGGGGGGGAAAAGCGGAGACAGAGAGGGGCCUCAACAGAAAACACAUCAUAGAAGGACUAAGAAGUUCUCUUCAGAGGAUGCAGCUGGAGUAUGUGGAUGUGGUUUUCGCCAAUCGAACAGACAGCAACACUCCCAUGGAAGAGAUAGUGAGAGCAAUGACGCAUGUGAUCAAUCAGGGGAUGGCCAUGUACUGGGGAACAUCUCGCUGGUCUGCCAUGGAGAUCAUGGAAGCAUAUUCUGUGGCCCGGCAGUUUAAUCUGAUUCCACCUGUGUGCGAGCAGGCUGAGUAUAAUUUCUUUCAGAGGGAGAAAGUGGAAACUCAGCUUCCUGAGCUCUACCACAAAAUAGGUGUGGGUGUGGUCUCGUGGUCCCCUUUGGCCUGUGGAAUCAUUACUGGAAAGUAUGAGAACGGCAUCCCAGAGUCCUCCAGAGCCGCAAUGAAGCCGUACCAGUGGUUGAGGGAGAAGAUAACGAGUGAAGAUGGGAGGAAGCAGCAGGCAAAGCUAAAAGAAUUGACUCACAUUGCAGAGAAGCUUGGGUGUACUUUGCCCCAGCUUGCCAUAGCUUGGUGUCUGAGGAACGAGGGAGUAAGUUCGGUGCUCCUCGGUUCCUCCAAUCCAGUCCAACUAACAGAAAACUUGGGAGCCAUUCAGGUAAUUCCAAAGAUUACAACAGGUAUUGCCUCUGAAGUGGAUCAUUUACUGGGCAACCGUCCACACAGUAAAAGGGACUUCCACCAUUAGAAAAGGUUCCAAGCGAGCAACUAAAAUCCCUUUCACAGCCAUUGCAGUAUACAGUCGUGUGGAAAAAGGUUAUCCUCUCUCAAUGUAUUUAUUUUUGACUAUUGGAACAUCACUUAUAUUUUGCAUAAAUAUUUUCAACAUUUUUAAAGUAUGAAUCAACAAUCUUAAACUGAAAUGUGGAAUUAGUGUAAAAUAAGAUAAAUUUUCCUCUUCUUGCUUUGUAAUUAAUUAGGUAAAUAGCAUCUAUAUGGUGUUAAUUGUAUUCAAAGGAAUUUAAUCAUCAGCAUCUGGUAGUCAUAAGUUUGUUGGACUAAAAUGGUAAAGUUUGCUGAUCAUAUGCCAGAAAAAGAGUAAUAUAGCUCUUUGAAAGGCAGUUUCUGACUUCGUUUGAGUCUGUUUAACCACAAUGAAAGUGAUAAAUCAUACAAAAGACUCAAAAAAAUUCUAAUAAUAGAUCAGCUUGUAAAUGUCAAACAUAAUGACACCACAUUAAGCAUUCAAAUCUUAAAUAAUAUGGUAAUGUCUUAAAAUAAAGUCUAACACGUGAGGUUCAAUUGGAGGAAUUAUCAGUAAAAUAUGUUCAAUUAUGUAGUUUUAAAUCAAAUGUUGCAAAAGUUUAUCAAAGCGGCAUCUGAAUUCCGUAAAAGAAAAGAAAAAAAACUUAAAUAAAUGCCUUGCAAAACCAAACAAGCCUGUCAGAAAAGGUAAAUUAUACAAACUUAGAAACACGGUGGUGGGAGAUGGAUCAUUUGGGCUUGUUUUGCAGUCAAAGCUUUUGGUCUAACUCUGAACUGCUUUGAAUGACAAAACAGUGUCACAUCUGAAAUCAGCUGGCUCCACAAUCAUAGCUCACCUGGAAGCUGAGAACUGCAUCAUUUACCUCAACACCUGCAAGAGAAGGAAUAAAACUGCAAAUAUUCUAGUUAGAAAGCAUGGAGGAAUUUCUGAUAUAAAACAAAGUGUUUUAACUCCAGCUGAAUAAUGAAGUUACAUUAAAUUUUGUUAGUUAUAAAAUAUGUCCUAUAUUGCCCUGUUUUUGCAUCAUUUGGUAAGUUCCAGCAGUUUUAAAAUAAUAAAAGUCUCAUAAUUCACAGAGGAUGCUCCUUUUUUCACAUGAGUGUAUUGCUUGCACAGAGUUGCUUGGGUUUUUAUGGCUACAUAUGUACGUAAAUGCAUAAUAUGCUCAGCUUGGCUCUCAUGGCUCAUUAAUGCAAAAAGAGCAACCUGACAAGAAAGCAUGCAAGCCAACAGCUAAAGCAGCCAGCCACUCGAGUUAAUCUUCAAAGUUGUUUCCUUGAAGUAAAACUUCUUCCACUCCAAUAACUUUGUGCAAGAAGGUGCUGAAUCAUAAACAACCAAUUAUUGUGUAAUUAAGACAUUUCCCAUAAUCCAAUUGCUUCAAUGAAAACUGUGCACGUAAAGGAAACUUUGUGAGGAAUUUGUCAUCCUGAAGCACCUCAUUAAGUUUAUGGCAGGAUGUGACCACAGUAAAACUGUUAUGUGACCGAGUUAUCAUAUCAUAACAGAAAUCUCUGUCAUUUUAUUUUUUAAACUGUGUGCAAAAAAAAAAUAAUAAUAAAAAGAGAUGUUUAUAUUUUGAGCCAGAUGCAUUAAAGAUAUAGUGUCAGCCUGAAUGAUUAUUUCAGUCCUGAAGUAAAAUACUGUUCACAAUGAUGUUGCUCAUUGCAGCUUUAACAUAAAAAUGACAUUUUAAAACAUUUAAACUGACUGUUUUAUGAUUCCGCCUGUUUUCUGAAGUAUGCAUUUAUUUUAUUAUUACUUUUAAUUUUCACUUAUGCAAAAACUAACUGUAAUUUCAUGGUGUGCACCUUCAACUCUUUUCUGUCGAACUGUUCCAGAUUUUCAGUCGGUAAAGAUAAUAUCUGGUUGGUUUCAUUUCAGUCAUUGUUGUGGAUAGAACAUUUGUCUUAUUGAAUUUAGGGUGGUGAUUUUCCCCAAGGGAGAGCUUGUCCAUACAAACAUUGCCAUGUGGAUGAUAAAGAAACUCUUUGGAAAGAAAAAAGAAGAACCUUAUGGACCCUCGUAUGAAAAGAACCUGGAACAAGCAGAUGGAGUGUUUAUGUAACAUUAUCUCCGAUGUGUUCUUUUUGUUUUUUUAAAAGAAAUAAUGUAUUGCUCAUUAAAUUUGUACAGGAAGAUGAAAAAAAUAGUUUAAUGUAUGUUUUACAUAUAUAUUUAUUUUUUGUUAAUGUCAUGGUUGCCUUGUUUUUUCUAAUGGAGUAAAAAAAAUAAAUAAAUAAAAUCAAUAUGGACUAAA